Molecule: messenger RNA, 1092 nt
Organism: Arachis ipaensis
Lineage: Eukaryota; Viridiplantae; Streptophyta; Magnoliopsida; Fabales; Fabaceae
Source: RefSeq, a predicted model, not a curated record
AUGGCGUUAAUGGAGUUUCAGAAUGGUCUCUGUCAAAGCAUGGAGAACGAGGUGGAAGGGAUUCAAAAUGAUUUAGAUAUAGUGGAUGAUAGAGCUGUAGUGUACGAAGGAAUGAAUAGUGACAGCGAAGAGGACUUCGAAGCCACUUAUGAAGCCAGCGACGAAGACAAGGAUGGUGAUGUAGGAGUUGAGGCAGCAGCGGAGAAUGUAGUGGUUCAUCCCUCGAGCAGUCAACCGAUGAACGUUCCACCGUUCAUGCGUGAUUUAGAUCUCGACACCAUACAUUCACCGGAAUUUCCCGAAUAUGCAAACAUAGGCGUUGCUGAUCUUGAGGACGGAGAGUUCCGGAUUGGAAUGGAAUACAGUUCUAGAAAGUCGGUCGUCGCAAUAAUUAGAAGUUACACUAUCUCUAGAGAAGUUGACUACAAUGUGUAUGAGUCUGAGUCACAUACGUUCUAUGCAAAAUGCAAGAUGUUUGGGAGUGGGUGCGACUGGCUUAUCCAAGCUAGCUUGAUACGGAAAAAAAGUUGUUGGGAGAUAUACAGAUACAACGGUAGGCACACGUGCACAAUGGGAAUGAUUUCACAUGAUCAUUUCAAGUUGGACUCGGAUACAGUUGCUGAGGCUAUAAGGUCAUUAGUCAAGACUGACCCGUCCAUCAAGGUGAAAUCUAUAAUAGCGGAAGUCCAGUCAAGGUUCAACUAUACCAUCAGUGACCGAAAGGCUUGGUUGGCAAAGCAGAAGUCCAUAGCCAAAGUUUUCGGUGGUUGGGAGGAUUCUUACCAAGUUUUGCCAUGGUGGCUCACAGUCAUAGUUCAGAAGAUGCCUGGUUCAAUUGUCCAAAUAGAAACACAACCGUUGUACAACGGGAAUGAGGAGGCGCACAGUGUAAAAAUACUUCAUCGUGUAUUUUGGAGUUUCAAUCCAUGCAUUAGGGCGUUCAGGCAUUGCAAGCCCCUAGUUCAGGUUUAUGGCACACACCUAUAUAAAAAAUACAAAGGUACACUUCUGGUUGCUGUUGCACAAGAUGGAAACCAGAACAUUGUGCCUACCGCUUUUGCCUUGGUGGAAAGGGAGACAACUGAUGCGUGA